AUGGCGUCCGCCGCGCCCGCGCGCCACGUCCAUAUCGAGGCCCUGCAGACGGCGCUGCAGACGCGCGCGGUGGAGCCCGGGCGGGCGCGCCCCGUGUCCGUGGCCGCGGCGGCCCCGCUCCCUGCCGCCGCGCUGCAACGCCGGGCCCGCGUGGUGCUCUACUACCGCGCGGUCGCGGCCGCCGACGCGCCGGCGCCGUGGAGCCAGGAGGAGGCGCUCCUGGUGAAGGAGUCGCUGAGCGAGGCCGUGGCCGACCACCCGGAGAUGGCGGGCCGCCUCCGGCGCCGCCGCGCGGACGGGUCCGGCGGGUCCAGCUGGGAGGUGAAGCUCAACGACACGGGCGUCAGGCUCGUGCUGGCCACCGUGGAGGCCGCGGUGGACGACUUCGUCGGCGCCGGCGUGAGCGAGGAGGACCGCGAGCGCAGGGAGGCCGCUCUCUCUGCCGUGGACCCACGUGGACGCCGACGAUCCCGAUAUGUGCGCCCUCUGCUUCGUACAGAGUGUACAUUUUUGGGCAACACUAGGGUGUUUAGUUGUGGCGACGAUAGCCGCUGGGGUCUCGUCGUACUCGGCGAUCGGGGUGCCGGUGUCUGUGGCGUCGGCGCCGGGGACCACGGGCUUGUUGCUAGCCCGGUACUCGGCCACCUUCCUCUUGAACUCCGUCACGCUGAUCCCCACCCACGGCUCAGCCGCGCCACCGGGCAGUCCCGCAGGGUCUCUGUACCGCUACCAACGGUGGCGGCGUCCACGACGGGCACCGUGGCCAGCGACGCCGCCCGCAUUGCCCUGAUGGCGUCAAUCACCUUGGUGCCGCCGGCAACUGCGCUUACACGGUUCCAGGGCGACGGGGGAUACGCCGUCGGCGUGAGCUGCGGCCUGAUGCUGUGCGACCCGCUGUCGCUGGCGCGGUUCCUGCUGUCGUGGGCGCGCACGCACGCGGCGAUGAAGGCGCGGAACAAGGUCGCCGCAAUUCCGAUGAUGCAGUACACGGGCUACUUCCAGCGGCCCAACACCAUGACCCGCCGCAUCAAGUCCGUCCCGCUCGACGCCUUCGCCGCGGACGCCGGCGGCGGCACCGAGACCACGCUCUUCAGAGCCUCCGGGGCGCCCGACCACCGCGCGCUCGCCAGGGCCUGCGUCGAUGAGGCCAGCGACAGGCUCGGCGCGGCGGCCAACAAGGUGUCGCGGCUCUCGCUGCUCGUCGUCGCCAGGGACGGUGUCGGGGACAACCCGAGAGGGAUGAGCGUGGAGACGUGCACCGCGGAUAGCCUGCCUGUCCCCGGCGGCUCUUCCGGCAACAAGCCGGAGGUUGCGCAGUGGCAGGACCUCGGGCUGGAGGAGUUUGCGCUCCGGGAGAGCAAGCCCGUGCACGUGUCCUGCAGCAUCGUGACUGGCGGGGAUGAAGAAGGGCUCGUCGUCGUGAUGCCCGAUGGCAAAGGGUUUCUGGUCACGGUGACUAUACCCAAAUAG
Messenger RNA from Miscanthus lutarioriparius, 1470 nucleotides. The record is from the annotation of a GenBank genome assembly. NCBI's taxonomy places the organism in Eukaryota, Viridiplantae, Streptophyta, Magnoliopsida, Poales, Poaceae.